Orbicella faveolata is the source of this 2939-nucleotide messenger RNA. RefSeq names its product transmembrane prolyl 4-hydroxylase-like. Gene Ontology annotation, molecular function: calcium ion binding; iron ion binding; L-ascorbic acid binding. NCBI's taxonomy places the organism in Eukaryota, Metazoa, Cnidaria, Anthozoa, Scleractinia, Merulinidae. Gene Ontology annotation, cellular component: endoplasmic reticulum. Gene Ontology annotation, biological process: peptidyl-proline hydroxylation to 4-hydroxy-L-proline. The record is from RefSeq and is a predicted model, not a curated record.
ACGUAGUUCCUGGUGUGGUGGUCUAUCUCUCAUCCGAUGGUUAAAUGCUCGGAGAUAUUAGCUGCAUAAGCUACUCUGAAAUCCGAGGGUAAAUAAAUAUAUCUUAUUAGAUGUUUUGAUGGGGGAGUGUGUGGCUUCAAGCAAAGCUACACCAGUUUUAAAAGUUCAUUAAAGAGAAGCCUGAAAAGUGUGAAUUUUCCUUGAAGUUCUUCUCUUGGCAAACUAAAUUCAGUUAUCUACUUUUUUAUGCAAGCGGAAGCAAUUUCAGGGUAGCUGAGAUACAUCGAAGAAAGGGCUUUUUUCGGAUACAAACAGCCUCUUUUCGAGGUUCUUUAUAUAGCGUUUAGCCUGUGAACAGGCUCCCUCGGCUACUUCACUCUCAUUGGCAGUUCCUUCUUGGCCCUUCCCGAGCUGCGGCCAGACCCUUUCAGCCGAAGCGUUAGAGAAGACUCUGAGCUGAGGAAUACUGGGAAGUUCGACCGUUCCGCAACUUUUAGGAGAGCUACGAGAAACCUUAGCCGGUUGCGCACGGGGUCACACGAAAGAAAAGGCGAGGUUGAAAACUGGCCGCGCGCGGGUGCAAAAAUAAGCGGAGAAAACGAGUUUCCUACGAGCCUGUAAAUGGUGGGAUUUCGCGCACGAGGUUGGAACAUAGUACUUGCGCGCAAAAUCCCACCAGCUACGCAUACUGGUGCGCUAUCGAUCAGCGCGAUUACGUGUACAGGUCGCGAUACAACAGCGCAAACCGCGAGAGAGCGCGUGGAGCGCGAUAAAGAUUUUAUAUGAUACGCAACUAUCUGAACCUUGACCUAUCCAGUUAUUGUGAUUUCUCAAAAUAAAGGAUCACUGUUUUCUUUGUUUGUGUUAAUCUACGAUGCAAGGUUUUCUUUGCCACCGAAUUUCAACAUAUACCCACUGUCCUUACGAUUUCAAAAGUCAACUAUAUGAUAUGUAAGCCAGCGAGUCUGUUUGUUUUCCAAGAGAGGAAAAAAUGUUUCCACAAUACCCCCGUCUACGUUUGUUCCUAGCGGUUGCAACACUUUUACUUUCGCAACGGCCACACGGUUUAAGCUCUUCGACUGCCAAACAAGAAAGAGCAAGAAUUAGAACACUACCUCAAAACUGUGCAAACGGAUUUUUGCAGCCCAGGAUUUGUCCAAAGGAAGAUGCACAACACAUCUCACCGGACUCGCUGUUCUGGUUAGUGAAACUGAAAGGAGUGAAAGUUGGUCAUGUUCGCGAAAUGAACCUUACUGAUAGUAAAACGUAUCGCGUUGUGACGCGCAGUUUACGGCCGUUGCUAUUUGAGAUACCUGAGUUUCUCAGCCACAAAGAGUGUGAUCUCUUCAUCCAACUCUCGCAAGAACGGCACCUCGCAGAUAGCAAGACUAUUUUUGGAAGAGGAGAAGGUAUCGAUAGGAGAGAGUUUGAAAGGAAGUUGAUGAGAGAAAAUCUGACUUUCGAGAGAAAGGUGUUCUGCAAGUCCCUCGAACGGUCGUGCAACGAUCUCAACAGCGACGGGAAAAUUAGUGUACAAGAAUUUGUCGAGUAUAUGGAUUAUGAGAAGCACAUUCAUCCCACAAAAGAAGAUGCCUCGCCAAUGUUCAGACUCUUGGAUCUUGAUUCGGACGGAUAUGUUGUUUACGAAGAGUGUUCUAACACGACGUUGGAUUCUUUUGUAGAGUUUCUUUAUCACAUCGAGAAGCUCAAAUCCAAUCCUCGAUAUUUUAUUCGAUUUAGUGAGUCCACAUCGCUACUCAUGGACAAGCCGAUUAUAAAGAGUUUGCAGGAGAGAAUAGUAAAAUUAACAGGGCUCUCAAGAACGUUGAUUGAGAAAAGUGAACCAAUUCAGGUUGUACGGUACUCGGUGUUUGGCCAUUACAACGCGCAUUACGACACAUCAUACGGACCUGCGGCAAAAAAAGAAUGUUGCAUCAGAAAGGAUGACAUCGACUGUCACUUAUGCAGAUUUAUAACUAUAAUCCUGUACUUGAACGACGUGGCUAAAGGAGGAGAAACGGCUUUUCCCGUGGCGGACGAUGCCAACCGUUACUACGUAAGAAACUACUCCGUGACCCUGAACGAAAAAUGCCAAGAGGCUAACUUGCUGAUCAAACCGAGGAAAGGAAGUGCAGUCAUGUGGUACAAUCAUCUCCUCGAGCAUGACGGGGCGACUCAUAUGGGCACCAUCGAUUGGUUGUCUUUACACGGCGGGUGUGACGUCAUCGAGGGUGUUAAGUGGAUUGCGAACGUGUGGCUAAAUGCACCCUCGAAGAAAAGAAGAAAUACAUAACUUGAAUCGACAGAGGAGAAAGAGUAAUAGAGUACCCCUUUUUUCAGGCCUUCUUCCGAACAGAAUCCCUCUCAAGUUGUUUUUAAAUUAGUACCGUCUUCAGAAACCCAUCGAGGGUCUAGAAAUUGCCAAACCUGUGACGCGAAUGUUAGUCACGUGAUCAGCCCUAGCGGCUUUACACGCAAUCUCGAUCCUAGGUUCUUUCUCCUUUGCCUUCCUCGCCAUUAACGUGAGGGUGCUUGGGAACAAGGUUGCUUUACACGCAUUUUUCAUCUUCCACGAAAGGAUCCACGCAAUGAUAUGUACGGGGUAACAUUAUCCGCGGAUGGACUAGAUACCAUAUCUUAAACAUAACCAGAAAGGGAUUGUCUUGAGAAAAAGGCCUAUAUGGGGGACUAGCUCUCUACUAUUCAUACUCUCUUAGUUGGAUUUUGUCAUGAUUAGCCAACUCGUUACCAGGGUCCCUCCCAGUCUCUGAGGGAAAAAGCCCUGGGAGCAAAGUUUGUGAUUAGCCUCUUCGACAUGCUUAGAAGCCUGGUGAAUGAGAAUUUAAUGUCUACUGGACGCUCAAUACUUUUCAUGAAGAUCCAAUUCUGACUACACUAACACGAGACAAACAAUGUGAAUAGUUUAUUAAGGAUGCGUC